GAUUACAGGCAUGAGCCACCAUGCCCAGCUGAUUUUUAAAGUUAUAUUAUUACUAAUAUAGUGAUGCCUGUAAAUUUUUUUAAAUAUGGCACCUAAAAUCAAAAUAAUCCAGGUACAUUGACAGAAAGGAGCUGAGCAAGACUCACCUCUCUUCUACACGAUAUACUUCUAUUAAGUCAGCCUUAUUUCUCAUUAGCUUUUUGCCAGUUUUUGUGGAGACACAUCGCCCUGAGGCUUCACAUCUUACCCCGCGAGGUCUGGUAAGCCGCGUCUCCUCUUCCUCUACUUGGGGGGCUGACCUUCUGGACGCUGAUACAGAACUUUACAUUUGUUCCUGUUAUGUCUUUUCUUGGCCUGUAUAUUUAGUGCAUCAUUGAAGGCUCUCCAGAUUUUUUUGGAUUUUGAUUUACACUCCUUAGUCACCGUAUAUUCUGAGUGCAUGUUAGCUAUACAUUCUGUAAUUCCAUAUCCAUAUUAAAAUAUGCAGGAAACUCCAUAUGUUCACCCAAGGUCGUGAUAAUGAUGUCGAACUGAGCGGUACUGAGUCCCAGAGCAAGUCACACCUAUUAGGGAGCACUUCGAUGCCGUUCACAUCACAAUCCACAAAACAGCCUUGCAUCCAGCACACGUGUGCCAGCUUAGCAAUUAGAAAAGGUGAUUGUCCUUUUGCGGGUGGAAAAUUAGGGUUUUAGGCUUAGACAAAAGCUCAAGUGAUUUCCCUGGGCCGGGACCAGGCUCAGUUGUAACGGGGGCCAAGCUUGCCCUCAGUGUUUAAGGUCUCAUCUGUGCCCCUUCCCCCUGAUCUUACCCACCGCCUGCUGUGGCGCCCAUCCCAUGCCACGCUCACUGGCCUGCAGGAUCCUCAAAUGUGCUCCUCAAUGUAUCCUACCAAAACUUUUAAUUUGAUUCUUUAUCCAUACUCUAUCUCGUGGAGUUAUUGGCAUUUUAAAAGGGAUCCAAGUUUGAAAACAGAGAGAUGACAUUCCAAUGGUAGGACUUCAGUCAUUGAUGGUCAGACAGUAGAAAUUUGGACAGUGGAAAGGCUGGCACUGGCGUCUUAAGGGCAGCCCCUACCUAGCUACUCUUUGCAAAGCUGACCUGAAAGAAACAGGGAGUCCGCAGGGGACAAGAUAGAUUAGAUCCUAUGGUCCCACAGUCGUCCUCACGCUCUUAAUGGUAUUUGGUUAGAAUUUUUAACUCUUCAGAUCUUGUUCAUUCAUUUAAUUUAAUUUUCCUUCUGUUCUUCCAACUGCCAGGUAAGUAAGAGAAAUAGAUGCCAUCAUCUUCAUUGUCUGAGAAGGAAGCAGGCACAGUGGGCUUUAAAGACAGAAAACAACUGCUUUUCCCCAGCUUGGGGCCUCACUGUCCCGCACCUUUGCGCGGACUGACAGAAUUCCUGUGGGGAAAACUGAUGCAUCCCUGUUUCUCACGUACACCUUGCCUGUCUCCUCAUAAAUUUUUUAUUUCCCAAAAGUCAUUCCUACAAAUUGCCUUUUCAUUUGCCAAGGAUCUAGACCAUCUGCCAAAGCAAGUUCACACAUCCCUCCUUGCUGAUAACUGGGUUUAUCCGUUUGCAUUUCUGUGUAUCGUCAGUUAGUCUGGCUUAUCUACUUAUGAGAUUGUGUGUACUUUAACACACUGGACACCAUAUGGCCCCCAGCAGAGACGGCAGUCCUGUUGCCUACCUAUGGGCACUAUUUGUGUGCCUUUCAACCCUGAUUAUAAAAUAUCCGGUCCCUAGUACACCUAAAAUUUGUUUGGACUGGGAAGAUUUUACAUAAUUAGAAUCAAAAAUUUAGUUCCUCCCACCCUUAUUUUUAAACCAAUGUGUACAAGAUGCAUACAGAAUAAAUAAAUAACAAAUUGUUUAUUUACACAGUAAAAUUGAAUGAACUAUAGCUACAAGCAACAUCACCGAAUCUUACUAACUUAAUAUUGAUUGACAAAAGCAAAUCCCAGGAGACUAUAUAGACCAUCACAUUGUUUCUAAAUUUCAAAAACAAUUAAAACUAAAUGUCAUUGAGGAGUCCCACAAGCCACACAUGUACACACGUAUGCUCAGACUCAAUCCUUCUGGGCCUGGCUCAUAUUUUCCUUUCAUUUCCUGGCACCGAAUUCACAGGUGGAUACAAUCGGUCUCAUCAGGCUCCCUGGCUCCAGACUUCCUCAGCUCCUGGGUGCUACUCUUUUCCCCACAGACCCCUCCCCACUUCCUUAGUGUCCUGGCUGAGGCUGAAGCAACUUAGCAUUCACCUGGUCCCCACUCCCUUCCUCCCACUCUCACCUGCUCUGUCAGAAAGAGGAGAUGGUGCCUUCUCCAUAGCGCUCUUCUUCCUUUGGUCUCCCUAUUCCACCAAACACCAAAAGACUUUGGGUUUCUGAGGUUCAUGUUCGUUGGUCUCUUAGUGCCAUGGGCCUGUUAGAGCAUCCCACUAAUUUAUUCAGAUGUUGCUGUAUCCUGCAUCUUCACAAAACCUUGCUGUCCCUUCCACACUCGACCAUGCCUCAGUUGAAGCUUGAGCAAUAAUCAGAAAGGUCCCUAGAGGCCACUCCACUGAGUGAGCCUUGGGCCAAAUCUGGACCUUCCAUCAUGGCAGCCUAGGAUCUUGGAGCCCGAUGACUUUUGCAGGCAAAUUCACAGAUACAUCCCCUUCAGUCUCCUUCUAUUUGUUUCCAGUCUCCGUUCAUCUGUUUCCACUUUUCAGACACCCAAAGUUCUUCAGUGAUAAUUAUUGCCACAUACAUCAUUCCCUAAGGGCCAACUAUGUGCCCAUUUCUGUGCUAAACACUCUAUCUAAUUUCAUCACACUCAGGACACUUCUCCAUUUCUUAAUUAAUUCUGUGAGCUCUUGUUUUCCCUUUCAAAUCUUAGGAAUGAUGUGCAUUUCAGAAACAAAGUCCAAGGGGAUUUUUCAGGAUGAUGCCUUAAAAUGAUCUCAUGAUCACUACUAUGUUCUCCAAAAUCAGGAUUUAAGAUUCUUUUGAAGCUCUGAAAUGUUUCUGGACAACAGAAGAUAAUCAUCUGCUUCCAGUCUUCCCUGAGGACAAGCCAGCAGGAAACAGCUUUAACUUGUUGCAUAAAUUAAUGAGAUUAGAAGAAAUAAAGCAUUUCCUGACAACGAGAACUAUUAAAAAAAUGCACAUAAUAACUGAGGCGUGUGGAGAUUCCUGGAAUAAGGAUGCUGAAGUCCUCAAUGAGGCAAAGUCUCAUCUAUUAUAUUUUCUCUUGCAUUGAAUUAAUGUCAGGUUCCUUUCAGAAGCCCAAAUAAUGAAAUAAGAAUUCUCCUGUCUUCCAGCUUUUGUGGCUUCGGCUUCCUUUGGUUGAUUCACUGCUUCCAUUUAUUUGCUCUUCCACUACCAGAGUCCCUUGAAUCUGAACAACUAAGCCUGAUUUUCUUUGGGGGAAAUUUUUUCUAGGUUUUAUUUCCCCCAUUUAAGACAUGUGUGCACACAUGCACAUGUGUGUGCGAGCCAUUCUAAUUCUUUAUUUUUUCAGUAAUGAACAUAUACACCUCAUCUCUCCCUUCAAGUAUUGCAUGAACUCGAUGGACUUCAAGCCAUCUAAAGAUAAUGUGUUCAGUUAGCAGGCGAUUUGAUAAGUAUGCUCGGAAAUGCCAUGAACUCCAAGUCCUCAGAGAAGCCCUGGUUAACUGGCUGGGUGGGAUCUGCUAUUGUGGAGUUUCUUCCCAUGAGGGUAUCAGUCAUGAGAACCUAGAAGCCAAGAGGCUGUCCAAGCCUUGUCCCAGGCAAGGAUGCUUGGAUUCCUCCCGGGACCUGCUGCUGCGAUCCAGAACCAGAGCGUGCAGUUGCUGGUGAGGGAAAGGCAGGAUUCUGUCUUCAUCCUUCAUGGAGAGGUGUGUUCUUGGAGGUAUACCUUCUGGGAGAAAAAUUAAGUUUUAGUAAAUAAAGUUAUUUUCUUCAAAAAGAGUUUAAGUUCCUUUGGCUUCAAUAGAGGGUAAUGAUUACUAGCUAGAUUGGUAGGUUUUAGUUCAGGAAAUCUGGUGUUAUCUGGUGCGAUGGAAGGAAACAAAAACUCUGCAAGGAGAAUACACAUUGUCCCAAACAGUCUUGUUUCAAACAUCUUCCUUAAGAUGGUAAACGGGUCCAACAAUGUGUGUGUGUGUGUGUGUGUGUGUGUCCCACCUUUAAACUUCAGACUCCCAGAUCUCUGCUGCGCACUCAUCCAGUGUGGAUUACACUACCAGCAAAACAUCCCAGGAAGGAGUCCAGGAUGGCCGCCCGCAGUUAGGAGAGAACCCAGAAUGGAACGACGGACUUGUUUGCUUUCUUGCCCCUGACUCUCCCCGUCUUCCCUGGGAGUGUUGGGGAUGUGAACUGCUGACUUCUGCCUCUUUCGGACCGCCUUUGAGGCUCCAGAGCCUCACCUGACUUUCCCACGGAGAGGGAGGCCAGAAGCUCCUUCAGUAGUCCCGGUGCAGAGUCCUGGGCCGGGAGCGCGGGGGAGGGAGCGAGCGGAGCUGCGCCCGGGAGGCGGAGGGAGGAGGCGCUCCGCAGACCCCAGCGCGCCGCGGAGAAGCUCAAACUUUGGCAGGCAAUCAUCUGGGGGGCUAAAUGUGACAAACCAAGAAGAUGGCCAAGAUCAACACCCAAUACUCCCACUCCUCCAGGACCCACCUCAGGGUAAAGCCCUCAGACCGAGAUCUCGAUCGUGCUGAAAAUGGCCUCAGUAGAGCCCACUCGCCAGGCGAGGAGACAUCGUCAGCGCUGCAGCCGGGGAUCGCCAUGGAGACCAGAGGACUGGCUGAGUCCGGGCAGGGCUCCUUCACCGGCCAGGAGCUUGCCAGGCUCUCGCGCCUCAUCUUCUUGCUGCGCAGGUGGGCUGUCAGGCACGUGCACCACCAGGACCAGGGACCGCACUCUUUUCCUGAUCGUUCCCGUGGAGCUGAGCUUAAGGAGGUGUCCAGCCAAGAAAGCAAUGCCCAGGCAAACGUGGGCAGCCAGGAGCCAGCAGACAGAGGGAGAAGGAAGAAGACGAAGAAGAAGGAUGCGAUCGUGGUGGACCCCUCCAGCAACCUGUACUACCGCUGGCUGACCGUCAUCGCCCUGCCUGUCUUCUAUAACUGGUGUCUGCUUAUUUGCAGGGCCUGCUUCGAUGAGCUGCAGUCCGAGUACCUGAUGCUGUGGCUGUUCCUGGACUACUCGGCAGAUGUCCUGUAUGCCUUGGAUGCGCUCGUGCGAGCUCGGACAGGUUUUCUUGAGCAAGGCUUAAUGGUCAGUGAUACCAACAGGCUGUGGCAGCAUUACAAGACGACCAUGCAAUUCAAGCUGGAUGUGUUAUCCCUGGUCCCCACCGACCUGGCUUACUUAAAGGUGGGCAUGAACUACCCAGAACUGAGGUUCAACCGCCUACUGAAGUUUUCCCGGCUCUUUGAAUUCUUUGACCGCACAGAGACGAGGACCAACUACCCCAAUAUAUUCAGGAUUGGGAAUUUGGUCUUGUAUAUUCUCGUCAUCAUCCACUGGAAUGCCUGCAUCUACUUUGCUAUUUCCAAGUUCAUUGGUUUUGGGACAGACUCCUGGGUCUACCCAAACAUCUCAAUCCCAGAGCAUGGGCGCCUCUCCAGGAAGUACAUUUACAGCCUCUACUGGUCCACCUUGACCCUUACCACCAUCGGUGAGACCCCACCCCCCGUGAAAGAUGAGGAGUAUCUCUUUGUGGUCAUAGACUUCUUGGUAGGCGUUCUGAUUUUUGCCACCAUUGUGGGCAAUGUGGGCUCCAUGAUCUCGAAUAUGAACGCCUCACGGGCAGAGUUCCAGGCCAAGAUUGACUCCAUCAAGCAGUACAUGCAGUUCCGCAAGGUGACCAAGGACUUGGAGACGCGGGUUAUCCGGUGGUUUGACUACCUGUGGGCCAACAAGAAGACGGUGGAUGAGAAGGAGGUGCUCAAGAGCCUCCCAGACAAGCUGAAGGCCGAGAUCGCCAUCAACGUGCACCUGGACACGCUGAAGAAGGUUCGCAUCUUCCAGGACUGUGAAGCGGGGCUGCUGGUGGAGCUGGUGCUAAAGCUGCGGCCCACUGUGUUCAGCCCUGGGGAUUAUAUCUGCAAGAAGGGAGACAUUGGGAAGGAGAUGUACAUCAUCAAUGAGGGCAAGCUGGCCGUGGUGGCCGAUGAUGGGGUCACCCAGUUCGUGGUCCUCAGCGAUGGCAGCUACUUCGGGGAGAUCAGCAUCCUGAACAUCAAGGGGAGCAAAUCGGGGAACCGCAGGACGGCCAACAUCCGCAGCAUCGGCUACUCAGACCUGUUUUGCCUCUCCAAGGACGAUCUCAUGGAGGCCCUCACCGAGUACCCCGAAGCCAAGAAGGCUCUGGAGGAGAAAGGACGGCAGAUCCUGAUGAAGGACAACCUGAUUGAUGAGGAGCUGGCCAGGGCGGGGGCGGACCCCAAGGACCUUGAGGAGAAGGUGGAGCAGCUGGGGUCCUCCCUGGACACCCUGCAGACCAGGUUUGCACGCCUCCUGGCUGAGUACAGCGCCACCCAGAUGAAGAUGAAGCAGCGUCUCAGCCAACUGGAGAGCCAGGUGAAGGGUGGUGGGGACAACCCCCUGGCUGAUGGGGAAGUUCCCGGGGAUGCUACAAAAACAGAGGACAAACAACAGUGAAAAUGCAGCAUCUGUCUCCUGCUUCACGGGGUCAACUGUCAGGGUGACGCUAUGUGGCCACAGCUGUGUGGCAUGGAACUUGGUCAGGGUUUAAUUCCAGCUCUAUUCACCCUUUAAAAGCUGUGUGACUGCCCAAGAGAGCCUGUUUCUUCACCUAGAAAACGGGACUUUUGUCUCAGUCCCAGUGAAGUGCCAGGUUUGACUGUGAGGUCCGCAUGAAACACUGCACCAGGCAGGGCUUUGCAAAGUGCAAAGUAUCCCCGGUCCAAGUAUAUGAAAGUGUGCACACAGGACUCUCACUACUUUUUUAUGGAAUCUGCAAGGCGUUUUUAGGCUUUUUAAUCUAAUUUUCUUAUAAAUGAAAGAUUAUUUAGUCACUUUUCUCCUCCCCAACUUCACUCCACCACCACCUGAUAAUGGGUAUAUAACAGAAAGCUGAAGGUACAACGUAGUGACUCAAAUUCAGACUUACACAAGACAGUUUGAGGCAUAUUUCUGACUCUGGUAUCACCUCGUGUGCUCUUUGGGGCCUUGGAAACCCUGGCCUUUGGGAGUGCUAUGGCAAGUAGAAGUUCUGUAGGAUGGAAAGAGGCUGCCCCAUUUGAGGUCACUUCCAAUCUGUGAAGCAAAUCCAGACUCCUUGCCAUCCAGCCACUGUGAAACCAGAGUCUGUUUUACAGAAAAGAGCAUCUCAGGAGAAGAGACAUCCCCUCCUUCUCACUUGCCAAAGAGAUUCAAAGACAGCCCCUAUCCUCCAUUCUUGGGUCAAGGCCCUCGGUGACCUAUUCUAACCCAAGGAGGAGAGCAACGUACAGGGAGAGCCUUUUAGACUGAAGGCUGGAGUGGUGUCCUAAACCAAAAAAGCCGACAACUAAGAGUUUUAGAAGAUGAGACCAUUAGGCAUGUAUCUUUGCAAACUGCCCCUUCACCCACAAAGAGGAAGCCUCAAGAUCCCUUGGAAUUGCAUCCCGGGGCAAAGCUUUUGGCUCACCGAAAGCUCGCAGAUUGCAGAAAUUAGCUUUUUUUAAAAAAACAAACCCCAGUAAAUAUAAUUUCAUUAACAUUUUAUAACAGAUUUAUAUUUUUGAGUUCUGUGAUUGCAAAUUAUGACCUCAAUAUUCCAUCCUUAUGUAAAUUACCCGAAGAUGAAUCUUCUUUCUUUCCUUUUUUCUUUCUUCUUACUUCUUUCUUCCUCUUUCUCUCUCCUCUUUUCCUCCUCAAAAUGUAUAUAUUUUAAAAGCCUUAACUAUUAGUUAUGCCUGCAUUCAUAUUUGCACAGGCAAAAUAAAGACCUGGAUUUAAAAAUAGGAAUGACUCUUGCUUCAGCUCUUGCCAUAAGGGAAGUUUCAGUCACAGAGUAUGUUUCUAGGGCAAUGGCUUCCCUAGAAAGAAUAGGUGCUGAUGUGGGGGAGGGCACACAUUCCAAGAAAGUGACAAUGCCAAGUGCUAUUAAGGACACAAACCAACAAGAACUCUCAUUCAUUGCUGGUGGGCAUGGAGUAUGGUGCAGCCACUUCGGAAGACAAUUUGGUAGUUUUUAUAGAGUUAGGCAUACACUUUAGCGUAUGAUCCAGCAGUCACACUCCUAGGUAUUUACCUAAAAGAAUUUGAAACUUAUAUGCACAUAGAAACAUCUACAAAUGUUGGUAGCAGCUUUAAUCAUUAUUAACAGAAAUCUGGAAGUAGUAAUAAUAUCAUUCAGUAGGUGAAUUGAUAAACAGCCAGGUGAGGUGGUGUGUGCCUAUAAUCCCAGCUACUAAGGAGGCUGAGAAGGGAGAAUCAUUUGAGUCCAAGCGUUUUAGGACAGCCUAGGCAACAUAGCAAGACCCUGUCUCUAAAAAAAAGAAACAAAAAAGUAAAACAGUGGCAUACCUAUACAAUCACCAUGUAAUCAAAUCCUACUCAGGAAUGAAAAUGAAUGAGCAAUUGAUCAAGGGAAAAAGAUUCCAUUUGUAUGACAUCUGGAAAAGGCAAACAAUAAUGAUGGAAAACAGCUCAGCGGUUGCCAGGGGUUGUCGGGAGGUGUAGAGGCUGAUUGCAGAGAUCACAGUGGGGAAUUUUUAGUUGUGAUGGAACCGUUUUGCAUGGUGUGGGGGUGGUGGGUAUAUGACUGUGCGUUGUCCACUCUCGCAGAACGGUACACCACAAAGAAUCAACUGUAAUGUGUGGAAUUUUAAAAUAUCAACCCAAAUGUGAGCAACACAAGGAUGGAAAGCAGAUUGUGACAAGUGAAUCUAACUGUAUUAGAAAUAUAUGACAUAACUUUACUGAAGGACGUAGGGUAAAAUGAUGGCCUAAGUAAUGUUAAAAAUGGUGCUUUGAGUAGAAACUAAGGCUAAAGACGAAAAGAUGUGACAUGAAUACUGUACUCUAGUUGUAAAUUUGUUUCACAUGGGGAUAUGGGUUACUAAUUCAGAAUUACAUUAUACUAUGGAUGAAUGCAUGAAUGACUGAAUAAAUAAAUAAAUGCUUUAAAAAAUGGAA
This is a messenger RNA of Chlorocebus sabaeus (green monkey), 9105 nucleotides long. Lineage: Eukaryota; Metazoa; Chordata; Mammalia; Primates; Cercopithecidae. The record is from RefSeq and is a predicted model, not a curated record.